This is a messenger RNA of Exophiala viscosa, 1439 nucleotides long. RefSeq names its product G protein beta subunit-like protein. The transcript has 3 exons. Gene Ontology annotation, cellular component: TORC1 complex; TORC2 complex. Lineage: Eukaryota; Fungi; Ascomycota; Eurotiomycetes; Chaetothyriales; Herpotrichiellaceae. Gene Ontology annotation, biological process: TOR signaling; regulation of actin cytoskeleton organization. Bases 118 to 1287 code for a protein of 389 amino acids. Gene Ontology annotation, molecular function: protein binding. The record is from RefSeq and is a predicted model, not a curated record.
CCCACUCCUGUCCUCCGUCCUCGCGAACCAUCACCGGAACCUGAGUUCCUUUCACUCGACGACCAGGAACCGUCCGCUGCCUGUGUUCUCAUCAUCGAGCCAGGUAAUGCCGACACCAUGAGCGUCAUUCUUUGUACAGCCGGCUAUGACCAUACCAUCCGGUUCUGGGAAGCUCUCUCAGGAAUAUGCUCGCGAACAAUUCAACACCCUGAAUCUCAGGUGAAUCGACUAUGCAUCACUCCAGACAAGAAAUACCUCGCCGCGGCUGGCAGACACAUGGUUCGUCUGUACGAUAUCAAGUCUACCAAUCCAAAUCCGAUCAUGGAAUUUUCUGGCCAUGCAAACAACAUCACCGGCAUUGCUUUCCACUGCGAGGGCAAGUGGAUGGUCACCAGCUCGGAAGACUCGACUGUGCGCGUCUGGGAUACUAGAUCCGGUCAAAUUCAACGCAACUAUCAACACACUGAUCCUGUCAAUGAUGUGGUCAUUCAUCCAAAUCAAGGUGAACUCGUCAGCUGUGAUCGCGGCGGCAAUAUUCGCAUCUGGGACCUAGGCGAGAGCAAAUGCACUCAUCAACUCGUGCCCGUCGAAGGCGUUUCCAUGUCCAGCGUGAGUGUCGCUAGUGACGGCUCUCUUCUUGCGGCUGGUAACAAUCUGGGCGACGUUUAUAUCUGGCGCAUGUAUCAGAACCAUGACUCUACCACACUCCUGCCAUGCCGCGUUUUCAAGGCUCACAAGGACUACUUGACCCGUCUCUUGUUGUCUCCUGAUAUCAAACUACUGGCCACCUGCAGCGCCGAUCAUACCGUCCGCAUCUGGAAGAUUGACAUGAAUGAAGAACAUCUUGAGGUCAUUCCAGAACAGUCCAGUGUCACCAACACUCCAAAUCCAAACAUAUCACAGAGUCAGGACGACCUCAAUGAAGACGGAGACAGUGAGCAGUCACAAGCAAGUCCGGCUGUCCCUGGUGAACAAUCUACAUACAACAAUCGCUCGACUGGUAGUCUCGCUUCGACCUCAAACUCAAUGUCGGCAUCGUCUUUCCGCGCGUUGACCGAUCUCAUCACCAGCCGUCGCCCGUUGCCUUGUGACGCGGCCCUGGACAACCAUCAACGCUGGGUCUGGGAUUGUGCUUUCAGCGCCGACUCCGCCUAUCUCGUCACUGUUUGCAGUGACCACUACGCCCGCCUGUGGGAGCUGGGCACGGCGUCCAUCAUCCGGCAAUACAAUGGCCACCACCGUGGUGCUGUCUGUGUCGCCCUCAACGAUUAUUCAAACCCACCAUAGGAAGGUGACAUCUUGGAAGCGGAGGACGACAAUGCUGUACCAUAGGCAUAGGGUGGCGUUAAAAUGAGCACUUGCCGUGGGAACAAGAUGCAUGAGGCUGGCGAGUUGACCUUGGAAUACGACGGGAAUAAAAAAGCAUGGCGUUAUGGAGC